This is a messenger RNA of Candidula unifasciata, 1192 nucleotides long. The record is from the annotation of a GenBank genome assembly. NCBI's taxonomy places the organism in Eukaryota, Metazoa, Mollusca, Gastropoda, Stylommatophora, Geomitridae.
GGAGGUCCGUACUUUGAACUGUUGAGUACCCAGGGCCGUGAUUUUAUGAACAGCUGGAAGGAGUCCAGUUCGGGGAUAAAAAAGAUCUAUGAAAAAGAUGUCAAAGGCUUUAUACUGACAUUAGAAGGAUCGCCGGCAACAACUAAACUUGUGUCCCCGAAGGAUCAAAAACAGAGCUUGUCUUUGGUUCAAAGGUUUCUGGUACUACAGCUGUAUUUGCCAAAAGGAGUCGACUUUUCCCUGGAACUUGGUGCAACAGAUCUUGGAAACAACAAAAGAAGGAUUUUGCUGUCAACGGCUCAGAAAGAAACACAAGUGACUCCACUUCAUGCCAAAUUUCCCCUGACCAUUGUCAGAAGAGCUGUGUGGCUGAACCUGGUGAUUGACAUGGUGUCGUUCAUUGGAGAAACCUGGACCAAUCAGACAUUUCGAUGCAUAGAUCACAUAUCGGUAUCAGCCAAUUGCAAGCUGCGACGUGUUUUCACUAUGAAGUCACAGCCUCCAGACACAACUGAUGAUGAUGAGCUGUUUGGCUACUGCAGUAGCAACAGUGGAGAUCUGGACAGUAUCCCCAAGCAGUGCCAGAUGACACCUGGUGUGGCUCAGCAAACUCAGGUCUUCACAGUUACUAAAAUCAGGAAUGCGGAAAGAAUAAGAUCAGCUAAAGGCCCAGCACUCUCAGAACAGUUUAAGUCCGGGUCGAUGCCUGACCUGGAUCUCAGUGUCAGUGGCAGAAGAGCUCCAGCAUCUGAUGGCAAGAUUGCCUUUGGUUCCAAGGCUCCACGGGCUCCGGAAUCUGGCAGGAAAACUUCCAGACAGUUUCAGAGUGGCCUCACAAACAGAAGUGUUCGGUCUCAAACAGGCCAGAAUGAAAACAACUCCAGCAACAUGGGAACCAGUUUGUCAGACAGUCACAGCGGUCUGGAUGAGGUACAGAUGGGCACAGGUCACCUUGAAGCAGUCAGACCUCAACCACCAGGGGGAGCUGGUGUCUGUUCAACUCACGAUGGCUUGUCCCUGGAUUCACAGUACACCAGGCAGCAGUCAGAACCUGCUACACAGGAGCAUUAUAACUACAUUACUAAUGGUUUGAAAGAAAAGCUUCUCACUUUUCAACAACCACAUCCUCCAAGAGAACCGUCCAGUGAUAGGGUCAGAAGGAGACCACGGAUCAAAAGUUUGGGCCACAAUG